Magnolia sinica is the source of this 1442-nucleotide messenger RNA. Its product is annotated as protein DMR6-LIKE OXYGENASE 2-like. The record is from RefSeq and is a predicted model, not a curated record. Gene Ontology annotation, molecular function: dioxygenase activity. The transcript is spliced from 4 exons. Bases 189 to 1250 code for a protein of 353 amino acids. Lineage: Eukaryota; Viridiplantae; Streptophyta; Magnoliopsida; Magnoliales; Magnoliaceae.
AGCUUUUUUCAAUCCUAGGUAUUCAAGUACAUCAAACGUCAUUGCUAACAUUAGCACACUGUCCAGAUUCAACAUUGGCGCACUGUCCAGAUUCAAUGUAACCGUAGGCCUCUCGCUCCAUUAAAACACCUCUCAUUCUCUCGAUUUUAUAGAUAGAUAGAUAGAUAGAUCGAGAGAGAGAGAGAGAGAUGGGCUGUGAGGUUGAUUGGGCGUUCAUCCAGGCCGUAGAACACAGGCCCAAGCUCACAAUCAUCGAGGCGGGCGGAAUUCCGCUGAUUGAUCUCUCGCCGUUGAAUUCUGUCAGUCCCGAUGGUCUGCAGUCCCUUUCAGGCCUCAUCGCAGAGGUGGGGGCCGCCUGUAGGGACUGGGGCUUCUUCCAAGUGAUCAACCAUGGCGUGCCGUUGGAUCUUCUAGACCAGAUCGGAUCGGCGGCGAAGGAAUUCUUCGCACUGUCGCUGGAGGAGAAGCGGAGAGUACGGCGUGACGAAGUGAAUCCACUGGGCUACUAUGAUACUGAGCAUACCAAGAACGCGAGAGAUUGGAAGGAGGUUUUUGAUUUUGCUGUCCAAGAUCCAACGGUGAUCCCAGCUUCCCAUGAGGCUGAUGAUCAAGAACUGCAGGAAUUGAGGAAUCAGUGGCCCACCUAUCCUCCUGCAUUGCGAGAAGCAUCCAUGGAAUACGCUCGAGCCGUGGAGAAGCUGGCAUUCAAGUUACUUGAGCUCAUUUCACUGAGCUUGGACUUGCCGGCCGAUCGGUUGAACGGUUUCUUUAAAGAACAAACGAGCCUUAUCCGUCUCAAUCACUACCCUCCUUGCCCUGCCCCACACCUUGCCCUGGGUGUCGGUCGCCACAAGGAUGCUGUAGCUUUAACUGUCCUUGCUCAAGAUGAUGUGGGUGGACUUGAUGUGAAGCGAAAAACAGAUGGUGAGUGGGUCAGGGUCAAGCCAAUACCGGAUUCUUACAUCAUCAACGUCGGCGACAUCAUUCAGGUUUGGAGCAAUGACAGGUACGAAAGCGCAGAGCACCGGGUGUCGGUGAACUCGGGGAGAGAGAGAUUCUCCAUUCCUUUCUUCUUCAGCCCUGCACACCAUGUGAUGGUGAAGCCUCUGGAAGAGCUGGUCAGUGAGGAGAUUCCCGCAAAGUAUAAGGAAUAUAACUGGGGAAAGUUCUUCAAGACGAGGAAGCUGAGCAAUUUCAAGAAGCUGGAUGUUGAAAACAUUCAGAUUUCUCAUUUCAAGAUAUCUGAAUGACCAAAAUCUCUGAUGCUAUUACGAUAUACAUACAUACAUUCAUACAUGUGUGUGAGUGUUUGUUUGAUGAGUGAUGAUUGUGAAGUUAUGGCAUUUUAUCAAAGUACGUGUUGUAAUUUGAGUUAUGGCAUUGUAUCAUAGUGCAUGUUGUAAUUUGUUUAGUGCGGAAUGCCAAUAGGACCUUUCCUUUCA